UUUCAAUCUAAAGUGAACAUCUGGACGUUCUGAAAUGAUGAACUGGGCCUAAAUGAGAAUAAAUCAGCCUCUGAAGAGAGGACAAGACUUCAAGGAGGACAUCAUUGAAGAACAAUAACGACUCAACAAUGAGACAAAACUUUUUCUGGCUUUAAAUGUCACUCUAUGGGUGAGCAUUGAUCUGACUGAAUGUUUAUUCCACAGGAUGGAUUUUGAUUGUCUGGCCUUUUUCUACACUCUAGCUGAACUCGGACUGGGAAGUAAUGUAGCUGUGUCCUCAUUGGAGAGUCCUGCUGGCAGAAGCCUAUGACUGACAGAAGAUGUCCAGUAGUGCAAAGAAGAAGCAGUCUUCCUCUGUGCUCUCUGACUCUCCCGCUCGCACUCAUUCUCAGCGUUAUCCUCCUUCGACCCCUCCACUCCCUCUCAGGUCUCUGCAACUUGUUGCAAGGCAACCACAAACGCCUGUUGUGCUGCGGGAGCGUAGAAAGGUCAAAGGCCAAGGCUCUGCGGUCAGGGAGUCAUGGCCACGAGCGUCAGCAACAUCCUACCAGAGAUCUCUGACUCCACCAUCGAGAGCUCAUUCUGUUGCAGAAACUCGGCAUCGGCCGUCUAGCCAACCAACAUCAGCCAUCGUCUCCUUACCUCCAACUGCUUCUGUGUCCCAGAAUCCUCUUCUUCCUGGAGCCUCUUUUCAUCGGUCAGUUCCUGCUAGAGCUACGCCCAAUGGGCGAGGUUCCGAUUUUACCAUGAUGUCACUGCUGCUGUUUUGCCACAGUUCUUCCAAUCUUUUGGCCAUAGAUGGUAAGAUCGAGCAGGCCAUGGAUCUGGUGAAGAGUCACCUGAUGCUGGUGGUGCGUGAGGAAGUGAAGCUUUUAAGAGAACGACUCAGAGAGCUGCAGGAGAAGAACCAGCAGCUGGAGCGGGAGAACAACAUCCUCAGAGCACUGACCCACAACAUCUACUCAACAACAGGACCCACAGCAUCUUAAUAAUAAGCAAAUGGACAGUUGUGAUCGUUGCUUGUAGCACAAGAUGAAUUGGGCAGUAACCAUCCCUUUGCCUGGGAGUAGCACUGGAGUGAGUUUGCAGAAAACUGAAGGGGUUUCUUGGCGCAGUGGAAGCCUAGGAGAAAGCCAGAUGGGUGUCCACAUUUUAGCCAAUUUCAAACUGAAAAUGUUCAUUUUAGUGGGAUAAAAUGCUAUAUUAAUAUUAUUAACUGUCGUUUUCAGGGAUGACUUAUAUUUAUUGCCUGUGAAAAUUCUCAGUUAUCCGGGUCAUUGCAACAGCUAACAGGCUUAAAUCGGAGACAGCCGGACUUUCAAAAGUCAGAUUUUCUCUGAUUUAAGCCUGUUUUCUCUUAUAUCUCCGAUUUAAGCUUGUUUUUUUCUUAUAUCUAUUAUAUUUUUCUCAGCGCAACAAGCUGAAGGUCAGCUGCAACUUAUAAAUGAGCAGAGGUCAGUAAAAUCUAAAUGGUCAUCAUGGUGAAGCCUUCUUAGCACUGUCUGGAAAAGCACGGGAAUAUGCCAUGCUUGAUGUUCAUCCAGCCUGUGGUGGUAUCCAGAAGUGUACUCCACUUUUGAAAGAGAAAGAUUGAUCCAGCCGGCAGCCUCAGCUCUCAAAAUCUUAUGUAGAGACACAAAUAUUGUUUGAAAAAGCAACAAACUUUACAACAGUUUCAUGUAAAAGUGUAGAAUAUUUAAAACCACUAAAAUUAUAUUGUUUCCCACAUUCAUGACAAUUUUAAUUUUCAGUUUGAUUGAAAAGGUUAGCUCAAACAGGUAUGACUUACUUUUAGCCUUCCACUAAUCUGAGGCUCAGUUAUAUUUUCUACAAACUCACAGAAACAUGGGUACGUGUAGGAAAGGGAACUGUUGCUGAUAACUUCACAGAGCCUUGCAAAAAAAUGUGAGCUCUUCCAAUACACAAAAACUGUCUACAUUAGAUUUGAUUUCUUUACUUUUGCUUUUCAACCAAUUUAUUAAUGACAUAUUAAUGACUCAAUGAACUCAGACAAACAUGCAAGUUACAGACAAAAAAAUCUUAAGCUUAAAUGACACAUGUACUGUUGUCAACAACUAUAUGUCCAUUAUCUUGCUUACAACACUGUAGGGGUAACAGUUCAAAACACCUCAGUUAGAGCUUGCUGCUCACCUGAGAUUGUUGCCAUGGUAACAUGUUGGAGAGAAUGACAUUUUAACUGCAGGACUGGUUCCUGCUGCUAUGAUGAUGAUGAUUAUAAUAUAUGAAAUAUAGUGUAAUAAAUUAACAAAGUCUAAUUACCUA
Molecule: messenger RNA, 2283 nt
Organism: Fundulus heteroclitus (mummichog)
Lineage: Eukaryota; Metazoa; Chordata; Actinopteri; Cyprinodontiformes; Fundulidae
Product: TSC22 domain family protein 4
Exons: 3
Coding region: 321-989 (222 amino acids)
Biological process (GO): regulation of transcription by RNA polymerase II
Source: RefSeq, a predicted model, not a curated record